Molecule: messenger RNA, 1007 nt
Organism: Anoplophora glabripennis (Asian longhorned beetle)
Lineage: Eukaryota; Metazoa; Arthropoda; Insecta; Coleoptera; Cerambycidae
Gene: p24-1
Product: transmembrane emp24 domain-containing protein 7
Exons: 3
Coding region: 131-763 (210 amino acids)
Biological process (GO): Golgi organization; intracellular protein transport; endoplasmic reticulum to Golgi vesicle-mediated transport
Cellular component (GO): endoplasmic reticulum; Golgi apparatus; endoplasmic reticulum-Golgi intermediate compartment
Source: RefSeq, a predicted model, not a curated record
UAUAAAGGCAAAAUCCACAUAAUUCUAUGUAAUCAUUUUCUUAAGAAGUUAACACCGAUAUGUCCUUAGUUAUUCUCUGAAACUAGUCGAAAUUUGUAAGGAAGAGGUUGUUAGAAAUAGGAUAACGACAAUGGUUUAUAGGUGUUGGGUAUUUAUUUUAUUAUUAGGCUUGAUAAAACGGUACUCGGCUACCGAAUUAACUUUCGAACUACCCGACAGUGCCAAAGAAUGUUUCUAUGAGGAAGUUAAGAAAAACACGAGCUGUACCUUAGAAUUUCAAGUGGUGACGGGUGGCCAGUACGAUGUAGACAUAUCCUUAGAAGAUCCCAAGGGCCAGGUGUUAUAUAAACAAGUCAAAAUGCAGUUCGACUCGCACACCUUCGUUGCCCAAACGACGGGUAUAUAUAAGGUUUGCUUUAGUAACCAAUUCUCUACAUUCUCGCACAAACUUGUCUAUAUGGAUUUCCAAGUUGGGGAUGAGAUGCCACUGCCUGGAAUGGGAGAACACGCAACCGUAAUGACACAGUUGGAGGCAUCAGCGCAGGAUAUUCACAAAUCACUCAACACAAUCCUAGACUACCAGACGCAUCACCGUCUUAGGGAAGCGCAAGGAAGGAAGCGUGCCGAGGACCUUAACGAAAGAGUGUUGUGGUGGUCGAUAAUGGAGACUUUAGCAGUUAUAAUGAUCGGCAUCGGCCAAGUGUUUGUCCUCAAGAACUUUUUUACUGAGAAAAAACCGUUCGGUUACACACAAAUGAAAUAAGUCUGUACAUAUUUAAUUUAAUUAUUUUUGUGACUCGUGGAACUUUUCAAAAUUUGUGACUGUAAGGGGUUUGUUUAAACGGGUGUCCUCAUUCCACUUAUUUGUUGUUUUUUUAGUUGUAAAUUUUUGAGUUUGUAUAAUUACAAUUAUUUGAUUGUUUUCAUAUAAGUGGGCAAUUGUAGUUUAGUACAAUUGUGAUGUAAAAGAACGUCUGGAUUAAAAUAUUUUUUAAUGGAAAACUGCA